AUGGUAUAUAAAUAUACAGACGACCAACAAUGGGACGCAGUACACAACCAGCUCGCGCUAUAAUGAAUACAUCCGUCGUUUUACUUUUGUGCAGUGUUGUGGGUAGUACCUUAGGGUACUAUGUGCAAAGGGAAGCCGCUUACAACACAGGCCCUAAUGAUCCGUACCCGAUUGAAGUGAGCCCGUAUCAACUCCAAGAACAGUCUCAAAGAUUAUUUUGGGGCAAUUCGGGCAGUAACCAAGUAGGCGGAACGGGAUGGUGGGCUAUGCUCACUAACAAAUUCCCAUUCUUAAACAGCAUGUUCGGCCGUAUGGAGCUGCCUUCGCAAUACGGAGUUCCGAAUGAACCUCAAACAUAUUACGGUGUACCUAAUCAGCCCCUAUCUACACAAUACGGAGUGCCCGCUAGAAUCCAGGCACAGUUCUACAAAUCCGUGCCAUAUUAUCAACAACAGUCGAACCAAUUUCGUCCAUCUGCCCGUGACGUAGGCUUAACAGAUGACGCAGUGAUAAUAACACCACCUCAAGUGCCGAUACAACCCGCACCAGCUCCAGCGCCUGUUCCUGUCCCGUCACCAGGGCCUGCCCACGGUUACCAAUACAAUAUACCACAACAAAGAUUAGAGCUCCCUCAUAAAUAAAUCUUAAAUUCUCACAGUGUCAAUUAAAAGCCUUAAAAGAAAAAAUACACACGUGUUACACUAAAAAAAGUAAGUAUGUAAUAACAAUGAUGUUUAAACAAAAACAUCAAAAUGAUACGAAAGUUUCAGUAGUGCAACAUUACGGGUAUUAUUAGAUAUAAGUUAAAAUAAGUACUAUCGUCUAUCUUAGGGAGCUCUCUUUCUUUUUUUAAUGGCGUGACUACAUCAUAUCGAGAUUUAUUAUUGUAAGAAUAAAUAAUACAAUCCAAAGAAAAUUAUGUUAACAUUUUAUAUAAUAAAACGAAACUAACUUUAAAAUGCUUAUUUAUUAAUAUAUCCCGAUGCAAACAUAGAAGCAAUGUAUAAUAAUCGUACCUCAAGAUUACAUAUUUAAUUUUUUUCAAUAAAAUUAUCACAUAAUUAAUAAACAUAAUAUACCUUAUUCCAUAACCAGCACCCGGUUUCUGAAUUCAGUAUUGUCAAACUGUAUUUUAACGUUACUUAAGCAUGUUUUCGUUUCUGUUUUUUUUUAUGAUCAGUUGAUAGCACGAGGAUUAUUUGCCUUGUGUUUUUCACAGCUUAAGUUAUUGAGAAUAAACAGUUGAGAUGUUACACUUUUCUCAAUUCGGAAAUCAGCUGUUAGCCGCGAGAAAUCAUUUAAUAAUAUGCCUAGAUAUCAGCAAAACAAAAUACAUUUUGUUUUAUCUUAUUAGUUGGAGACGGAUGUGUACUGGUCGUAGUAUCCUUUUCCCGCUGAAUCAACUCCUACAGAGGAACUAGCGCUUACUGAUCUUCCAAGGACGACUCCUGAUUGCCGACGUGUCUGCCCAACACUAAAAUAAAAAAAAUCAGAUAAAGCCAAUAAACAAUUAUUAUCUAUGCUAAUACUACUAAUACUAAU
Messenger RNA from Diatraea saccharalis (sugarcane borer), 1542 nucleotides. The record is from the annotation of a GenBank genome assembly. Lineage: Eukaryota; Metazoa; Arthropoda; Insecta; Lepidoptera; Crambidae.